AUGCCUUUGGAGAUCAGACAAGUGGAGAGGGGCGACAUUCCCGCCAUCGCCAGGAUGGACCGCAUGGUCAUGAAAGAUGUCGGUAUCUCCAACGCCAUCUGGAGGAUUCAAGAAGCUGAAGACGUCGAUAUCGCGUACGCUUUCGAACGAUUCAUUUCAAACGGCAUGGAACACCACGCAGAAACAUUCUGGAAAGUCGUGGAUACUGAUAGCAACGACAUGAUUUCGGUCGCAAAAUUCUCGUUCCAAUAUCAUGAAGGCGAGGCGUAUCAGGACACUCCUGUGGAAGGCGAGGAGCCUCCACCCAAGAAGCUGAUAGAGUUCUUCACAUGGCUCAACAAGGGGUCGAACGAGUUUGCUCAAAAGAACUUUGCGGGCAAACCGCAUGCGCAUCUCGCAUACCUUGCGACACACCCGUCACACCGAAGGCGCGGAGCAGCACACAUGCUGCUUGAANAAGGUACACAGAAAGCCGACGAAGCAGGACUGGACAUGUAUCUUCAAGCAUCUCUGAUGGGAGCAAAGUUAUACNAAAAGUUUGGAUUCGAGGUUGUGUCGGUCGAAGAGCUCGACCUGAGUCAGUAUGGAGUGGACAAGGUCGAAACACGAACAUACAUGAAGAGAGCGACUCGGGCAGUUCGUCAAUAA
Messenger RNA from Aureobasidium musti, 648 nucleotides. Lineage: Eukaryota; Fungi; Ascomycota; Dothideomycetes; Dothideales; Saccotheciaceae. The record is from the annotation of a GenBank genome assembly.